GCGACUUUUGUCGAUCAAGAGCAUUCGCAGGAGAUCGCUGUUACGCCGUCUCAGGAUAGCGACAACGAGGAUGAGUUGGUUCAUAAAGAUAUGCAGCGUGGAGUGCAGAAGAUGGAAGCUCUGGCUCAGGUGUGGCCCAAAUGGGCACUGUAUGCGACAUAUGCUUGGUAUAUAGACAAUGCUGACGUUUUCCACGGGGUCUGGAUCAUCUACUUCAUCGAUGCGCUUGAAGGGCCUGUAGGCUGGACAUUGGCGCCUUACGUGACCAGCGACUUUCAGCUUCAUGGCCUGACCGCUAUCACCACCGUCGUGGCAUCUCUGGUCGGUGGUCUCUUUCGCCUUCCGCUUGCGAAAAUCAUCGACAUUUGGGGACGUCCAGAAGGACUGGGGUUGAUGGUUCUAUUCAUGACCAUCGGUUCGAUCAUGAUGGCCGCCACGGAUAGUGUGCAGAUGUACUGCGCUGCAGAGGUCUUCAGUGUGACUGGUGGCAAUGGUCGCAACUACAUCCUGAGCGUUCUCCUCGCCGACACAUCCCAGCUCAAGAAUCGUGGUCUCAUCCUCGCCUACAUUGCAUCACCAUACAUUAUCACGACCUUCACCUCGGGCUACUUCGCCGACGCAAUGCUCAACGGACCGGGCUGGCGAUGGGCGUUCGGAAUCUUCGCCAUCCUCCACCCACUCCUCAACCUCCCACUCUUCUUGCUGCUCAUCUUCUACCAGAACAAAGCCAUAAAGAUGGGUCUCGUACCGAUUCGCGAGACCGGACGCUCCAUCCCGCAGUCGAUCAAGUACUACCUGGUUGAAUUCGACAUCUUCGGACUCUUCCUGAUCGUCUCCGGUCUUGCCAUCUUCCUGCUGCCCUUCAGCUUAUACUCCUAUCAAGGCGCAACGCUAGCAGAGCAAUGGUCCUCAGCUCUCGUAAUCUCCAUGAUCAUCAUCGGAUUCAUCCUAAUCGUCGCCUUCGUGAUCUGGGAAGCAAAAUUCGCCCCCGUCACAUUCGUCCCAUACCACCUCCUCAAAGACCGAACCGUCCUAGGCGCAUUCUUCCUCGCCGCAAUCCUCUUCAUAGAAUUCUACAUCUGGAAUUCCUACUUCACCUCCUUCCUGCAAGUCGUCCCCAACCUCGACCUCGUGCGCGUCGGCUACAUCAGCGGCAUCUACAGCAUGGGAUCCUGCUUCUGGAGUUUCGGCGUCGGAGCCAUCACUCGAUAUACCGGAGACUAUAAAUUCCAAACCCUACUUUUCGGCAUGCCCAUCACAAUCCUCGGCGUCGCUCUCAUGAUCGUCUUUCGACAACCGGACGUCAAUGUCGGCUACAUCGUCAUGUGCCAAAUUUUCAUCGCCUUCGGAGGCGCCGCGCUAGUCGUCGGACAACAGGUCGCAGUCAUGGCCGUGACAACCCAUCAAUACGUCGCCGUCGUCCUCGCGAUUUUGGCAGUAGGUUCUUCCAUCGGUGGUGCGAUCGGUAGUACUAUCGCCGGUGCCGUCUGGACGGGGACUUUCCCUGCUGACCUCGCUCGCCUUCUUCCUCCGGAGACUGUCGCGAAUUCUACGAUUAUUGCGGGAGAUAUCGCCACGCAGCUCAGCUAUCCUGUCGGUGACCCAAGUAGAAUCGCGAUUCAGCAGGCUUAUGGGAAUUCUCAGAGAUAUAUGUUGAUUGCUGCGACUGCGAUUGCGGCUCUGGGGUUCCCGGCUGUGGCUGUGUGGAGGAAUGUUGAUGUUCGGCAGAGGAAGCAGGUUAAGGGGAGGGUGUUUUAGGGUUCUCAUGCCAAGGUACAGUUAGCCGAAGUGUCGACACAAUCUCAUGCGACUGAUUACUACAGAAUUUUCCUCGGCAGGUUGAAUGAACCAAAUGCUUUUCUAUGG
Pseudocercospora fijiensis CIRAD86 is the source of this 1866-nucleotide messenger RNA. RefSeq lists its product as uncharacterized. The transcript has 3 exons. Lineage: Eukaryota; Fungi; Ascomycota; Dothideomycetes; Mycosphaerellales; Mycosphaerellaceae. Gene Ontology annotation, biological process: transmembrane transport. The record is from RefSeq and is a predicted model, not a curated record. The coding region runs from base 91 to 1758 and encodes 555 amino acids. Gene Ontology annotation, molecular function: transmembrane transporter activity.